AUGGAUACAAUUCAAUCAUUUCUACAAAGAGAGGAAAAAUUGUUUGAAAACGAAAAGGAUGCUUCGAUCCUUCAUCAACUCAAAGACUAUUGUUUGGAUUAUAUUGGAAUGAAUUCUGAGAAGGAAGAAUUUGAAACAUUGAUCAAGAAAGACAGCAAUGGUCGGUGCACUUGUGAAUUGUUGGACUCUGUGGUGAAAAGAAAAAGUGUUAAAAAGGUGAAGAUUGAUGAAAUUCCCAGCGCGUCAUCACCAACUCCCUUGUUUGAAUUAUUUCAAGAGAAGGUGGGAACGGAUGUAGAGUUGAAACUCUCAAGUGGAAAAAUUGUGAAAUGCCACAAAACAAUAUUGAGCUCCAAAAUUCCAUAUUUUGAUGCAUUAUUUUCUGGAAAUUGGAAUUCCCAAGAACAAGUUUAUGGUGAUGAAAUGGAAUUUAUCAUUGAAUAUUGUUAUGGGUUUGUCGAACAAGUUCCCAAUCCCUUGAUCAUUCCUCUCAUGAAGAAAUCACAUGAAUUUCAAUUGGAAGAAUUAUUGAAAAUAUUACAACUAGCAUUGACCAUUUCAAUGGGCAACUUUAUUGAAACUGCACAACAAUUAGAAGAAUAUUGGAAUGAACUAUCGUUUAAGGUAGCGAAGAGAAAAUUGAUUGAUUUUGGAAUAAUAAUUCAAUGGUCAUUGGACGUUCGAGAACGAUUGUUGUUGAGUUCAAAAGUGACAAAUCAAGCGUUUGAAUUCAUUCGGAAUGAAGAUGUUGAGAAUCUUCGUAACAUCUCCAAUUUAUCUUCCUUCAUCAAUGAUGAUGAUGGUGAUGGAUACACAUUAUUAUUUUAUGCUUGUUCUAUCGGAAGAAUUGAUGUAAUGAAAUUUUUAUUGACAGUGAAAGGAAUUGAUGUCAACAAAAAAUACAGAAUUGUAUGUGUUUUACAAAGUUGUGAUGUCAAGAGCGAUUUCGAAACUUUUGAUGAAACACAGUUGGGAUGGUCUCCACUUAGUGUUGCAUGUCUCAAAAAACACAUUGAAAUUGUGAAAUUAUUGUUGCAACAUCCAAACAUUCAAAUUGAUAACACGGCAAAACAAAAUGCUAAAGACAAUGGCGUUGUAGAUUUGGAGCAACUCCAAAAUGAAUUUUUGAAACAACACAAUUCUUUAUUUCCAUCAACUUCAUCUUCUCCAUUUUCACACUCAAGAGUUCCAAUGCAACAAAUCAUCGAUUCUAAUUAUUCGUAUUGGCAACAAAAUCAAUUUCAUCUUUUGAAGAAAUUUCACGACAAUGAUCAAUUAUUUGAGAGUUCUAUCAUUGCAUUUAAACCUCUUCUCUCAAAAUUGGUUCCAUCUUUUCACAAUCAAGUGUUGGAAAAUAAGAAAUUUAUUGAACUAUUGAAUGAAAAGGAAUUGAGUGUGUUGCAAUCUCUCGUUGAUUAUUUGAUUUAUGGAGGUGAAGAGUUGAAAUGUGACGGUUUUGGGAAAUGUUUGAUUGUACUAUUCUUGUUGAAUCGAGCUGAAGGUGAUUUGAUUUCUUUAAAAUCAAAAUGUGUUGAAAGAAUCAUUCAACAAGUGAAAUUUGAGAAUAUUUUGGAUACUUUAGAUAUAAUUAAUGCAAUGUUGAAGAAAGAGAGUGAAACUUUCAAAGAUUCCUCAAACAAGAAGAUGAGCAUUCUUGAAACCAUGAAAGAAUAUUGUUUGGAUUUUCUUGGAACAAAUUCUGAUCAACCAGGAUUUGAACAAUUCGUUGAGAAUGAUGAAAGAAUCAAUGAUUAUUUAAGAGUCAUCAUCAAACGCAAACAAAUCAAAGAUGUGAACAUGAAUGAAGCUCCAAACACCAACAUUUCACAAAGACCUUUGUUUGACUUGUUGAAAGAAAGUGUAAACACUGAUAUUGAAAUCAAACUAAACAAUGGAAAGAUUGUGAAAUGUCACAAAACAAUUCUGAUAUAUGAAUAUGAAGAGGAAAUGGAAUAUAUCAUUCAAUACUGUUAUGGAUUUAUGGAAAAGGUUCCUUCUCACUUGAUCAUUCCUCUCAUGAAGAAGUCACAUGAAUUUCAAUUGGAAGAGUUGUUAAAAUUUGUUCAAUCACUAUUGACAAUCACCAUUGAGAAUUUCUUUCAAGUGGCUCAAAGUUUAAAGGCACACCUUGAAGAAGACAUUAUUGAAGAGGACAGGUUUAAAGAAGUGAGAAGAAAAUUGGUUGAAUUUGGUGUCCAGAAUAGAAAAACACUUUUCCAAAGCAAGAACCGAGAACUAAUUACUUCUGUUCCUACAGAAUUGAAAGAUGAAAUCCUCAUGGCUCUUGCCAAUAAAUAA
Messenger RNA from Naegleria fowleri, 2298 nucleotides. RefSeq lists its product as uncharacterized. Lineage: Eukaryota; Heterolobosea; Eutetramitea; Acrasida; Naegleriidae. Bases 1 to 2298 code for a protein of 765 amino acids. Gene Ontology annotation, molecular function: protein binding. The record is from RefSeq and is a predicted model, not a curated record. The transcript is spliced from 5 exons.